CUCCGCCGGCCCGCAGGCGUGAAGACCCCCUUGUGGAAGAAGGAGCUGGAGGAGACCGGGGUCAGGGAGGAGGAGGCAGCGGAGGAGAGAUCGGAGGAGGAAGACGAGGGGAGGCCGUCGCAAGAGAGCACAACCGAGAGCGAGGCCGAGGGCCAGGAGGCGGAGGGCGGCGAGGGCCGCGAGCAGGGCUCGGUGUCCUACUGCCCGCUGCGCCAGGAGUCCAGCACCCAGCAGGUGGCGCUGCUGCGAAGCGCCGACCUCGGCUUCUGGGGCUGGCUCCUCCCCUUGGCGCUGCUGGGCGGCCUGACCGCGCAGGCCGACAGGAGGCGGAGCCUCCCGGAGGAGCAGUGCGUGUUGCAGACCAGGCAGCGGCCACCGCGCGGCGGGGGCUGCGGGCUCUGCGAGAUCCUUUUUUGCAAGAAAUGCGGGAACCUGCACAGCAACCCGGCCUACAUAGCGCACUGCAUUCUGGAGCACUCGGAUCUGGGUAAGGCGCGGGCUUGGGGCGGGGCGGGGGCGGCCGGGGACCCCGGAGCGCCCCCCUCUCAAUGCCUUUGUGCCCUCCAUUCUCACCGGAUCCCACUCCCUAAAACUUCCUCCUGUCCCCUGACGCCGAGCGCUCUCCAGCACGUGCCAGCGCCGCCCCCUCUCAGAGUCGCUCUCCGGGAACGCCCCCUCUUACACAAGCUGACCCACCUUCUGUGUGGCCAAUGGCGGGACCCAACGUCACCUGGAGCUCCAUUCCUCCCAUAGAGCUCCUGGGGGCUCCCGUCCCCUGGCAGCGCCCAGGGCCGACUGCCCACCUGACUCGCGGCCCCUGGCAAAGCCUCACGUUCAUCUCUCCGGUGUUGCAGGACCUUCUGGCCCGCUGGGCAGAAGCAUGCCUGGAGAAAAUGACCUCGGGGCCGUCUCACUCCUCUGAGAAACCUGCUCCUUCCGCUCAGAUCAUUCAAUAAAGCUGUAAGCGAAGUGUCA
Molecule: messenger RNA, 975 nt
Organism: Phyllostomus discolor (pale spear-nosed bat)
Lineage: Eukaryota; Metazoa; Chordata; Mammalia; Chiroptera; Phyllostomidae
Gene: PGBDF
Product: chromosome 8 C17orf50 homolog
Exons: 2
Source: RefSeq, a predicted model, not a curated record